Messenger RNA from Ictalurus furcatus (blue catfish), 7101 nucleotides. It is a transcript of the gene tubb6, whose product is annotated as tubulin, beta 6 class V. Gene Ontology annotation, cellular component: microtubule; cytoplasm. Lineage: Eukaryota; Metazoa; Chordata; Actinopteri; Siluriformes; Ictaluridae. Gene Ontology annotation, biological process: microtubule cytoskeleton organization; mitotic cell cycle. Gene Ontology annotation, molecular function: structural constituent of cytoskeleton; GTPase activity; GTP binding. The record is from RefSeq and is a predicted model, not a curated record. The transcript is spliced from 4 exons. The coding region runs from base 107 to 1447 and encodes 446 amino acids.
AAGAAAGAGAGAGAGAGAGGUUUAUAUUAGCACAGAGCAGCUCAGAGUUCAUUCAGUACUGAGACUCAGACAGAAGUGUGUUACAGAUUUAAGACUAACAGCAGAAAUGAGAGAAAUAGUUCAUAUACAAGCCGGACAAUGCGGCAAUCAGAUCGGCACCAAGUUUUGGGAAGUCAUAAGUGACGAACAUGGCAUUGACCCAGCAGGCAACUAUGUGGGAGACUCGGUCCUUCAGCUGGAGAGAAUUAAUGUGUACUACAAUGCGGCAAGCUCACAUAAGUUUGUACCUCGAGCCAUACUGGUGGAUCUGGAGCCGGGGACGAUGGACAGUGUCCGAUCUGGGACAUUCGGACAGCUCUUUAGACCUGAUAAUUUCAUCUUUGGACAGACAGGUGCGGGGAAUAACUGGGCGAAAGGGCACUACACAGAAGGAGCCGAGCUUGUGGACUCAGUGCUGGACAUAGUGAGGAAGGAGUGUGAGCACUGCGACUGCCUCCAGGGCUUUCAGCUCACCCACUCGCUGGGAGGUGGCACUGGUUCAGGCAUGGGCACGCUGCUCAUCAGUAAAAUCCGUGAAGAAUAUCCGGACCGCAUCAUGAACACCUUCAGUGUCAUGCCCUCACCCAAAGUGUCCGAUACAGUGGUGGAGCCUUAUAACGCCACACUGUCUGUGCACCAGCUGGUGGAGAACACGGACGAGACGUACUGCAUCGAUAACGAAGCACUUUACGACAUCUGUUUCCGCACACUCAAGCUCACGACACCAACGUAUGGUGAUCUUAAUCACCUGGUUUCAGCCACCAUGAGUGGAGUCACCACCUCGCUGCGCUUCCCUGGUCAACUGAAUGCAGAUCUCCGCAAGCUGGCUGUAAACAUGGUUCCCUUCCCACGCCUGCACUUCUUCAUGCCCGGUUUUGCCCCACUGACCGCUAGGGGGAGUCAGCAGUACCGUGCCCUCACCGUGCCUGAAUUAACACAGCAGAUGUUCGAUGCUAAGAACAUGAUGGCUGCAUGUGACCCGCGUCACGGCCGCUACCUGACUGUGGCCACCGUCUUCCGAGGCCCCAUGUCCAUGAAGGAAGUGGAUGAGCAAAUGCUCGCCAUCCAGAACAAAAACAGCAGCUACUUUGUUGAGUGGAUCCCCAACAACGUCAAAGUGGCUGUGUGUGACAUCCCACCCAGGGGACUCAAGAUGGCGUCCACUUUCAUUGGCAACAGCACGGCUAUCCAGGAGCUGUUCAAGCGUAUCUCUGAGCAGUUCUCUGCUAUGUUUCGACGAAAAGCCUUUCUGCACUGGUUCACCGGAGAAGGCAUGGACGAGAUGGAGUUUACAGAGGCCGAGAGCAACAUGAACGACCUGGUGUCUGAGUACCAGCAGUACCAAGAGGCUACAGCCAACGAUGGCGAAGAUGCUUUCGAUGAGGAUGAGGAGGAAGUCAACGAGUGAACCCUGUAGGCUGAUACUCUCAUCACUCACUGAUUGUGCGCACACAUUUAACGUUAUGUGGUUUUUGUUUUGUUUUUUUCUCUUUAAGCUGUGAUUUAACUUUUUUUUUCUUUCUUUUUUUAAAUGUAAAACCCUAGUCAACACUAGGAAAAUAAAUAUUCCUGAAAUUUGAAGAGAUCUGUUUUUAUUCUUUAAUAUUUAUAAAUAGUUCUAAAAUAAUGCAGAAGUCAUUGUUUCCACAGACACUGCAACCACAUGUACAAUUAUAGCAGGACUGGAGCUUACUCACUGACCUACUCCAUGACCUAAUGAGCUAAACAGACAGGAUAUUCUGCAGAAAUUCACCGGCCAGAUAAUAUUUCUAUCGCCACACUGGCGUGAAGCUCGGUUUUGCGUUGGCAUCGAGGAAGUGAACUCUGCGUCAGUCACUCUAAAUGCCAAAUCCUUUUGUUCAUUUCCGCUCAUGACUUUAUAGCAGAUGUGCCUAGAGAGGAUAUAAAUCCUGCUCACCGUGGCCUCGGUUAUCCCCCAACAGCUGCUGAGCAAGGCAUUCCUCGUUCAGAGCUGUGCAACAAACAAUAGAGGAAGUCCAGUCUCGACAGAACUAUUUGUAGUGCAACACAAUGACUGAUGCAGCAGGGUGCAAUCCUGUCAUCAGGAGAAUUACCUUUUUGUGUUUUAACAAUGCAAACCAUUCACACAUACAGCAAAGGGGGGGAAAAAACCAAUGAGUAAGUAUUCCUUUACAGAUGUGGACUAUAAUUUUUCUGGACUCUAUUUUCCAGAUGACCUAAUAACCAGAGAAUGGCAUAGAGGGGAUAGACAGACGAAUGGAACAAAAAGAAACAUAUCCUUCAGCUCCAUAUUACAGUCCAGAGAAGAAAGACAUUUUGACAUGUGCACUCUGGUUCUUUCAAAUACCUAACAGCUGGAGUGGAUUCAGUAGGACAGGGCGUGGUUUUUCAUGACACAGCAGGGAAAUGCUGCUCUGAGCUAGAUUAGAUCCUAGAUUAUCCAGCAGGUUUAGACAUGUUUACACAUUUAUUAAAACUUUUUAACCCCAAAAAACAAUGAAACUUUGUACUUUGAUUAGAUAUACACUACCAGUCAAAAGUUUGUGGACACUCGACUGAAAUGUUUCUCAUGAUGUUAAAAAGCUUUUGAUCUGAAGGUGUAUGAUUAAAAGUUUGAAAUCGGUGUUGUAGACAAAAAAUAAUUGUGCCGACAUUUUCAUUAGAAAACUAACAUUUUAUUUACAAAAGGAUCUUUUUUUUUUUUUUUUUUAAAUGGGCGACUCGGAGCGAAAUAUUCCGAAAAGCAGCCACUAAGUGUCCAGCAUCGGUGUGAACUCCUUUAAUACUGUUUUAAAAGCAGCUCAGGGAAAUUCCUCAAGAAACCGGUCGAGAAAAUGCCAAGAAUACAUUUCUGGAAAUUCUCUGCAAAAAGGGUAUUUAUUUUGAAGAUGCUAAAAUAUUAAAUUAUUUUGAUUUAUUUUGGAUUUUUUAUCACAACAUAAUUCCCAUAGUUCCAUUUGUGUUACUCCAGAGUCUUGAUGACUUUAUUAUUAUUAUUCUAAAAUGUGGGGAAAAAAAUUUAAAUAAAGAAUGACUGUUUCUAAAUUUUUGACCGGGUGUGUGUAAAAUAUUAUAUUAUAUAUAUAAAUAUAUAUAAUAUUUGAAAGGCAUUUCAACAAAACUAUCAUUUGUAAUAUUACCGUAAAGUUGCUCAGCUCUGCUCCUUUCUCUUAAAAAUAAUGUUAGUAAUGCAUUUUAUAGCUCCUGUCUAAAACCCAAAGUAAGAAAAAAGAAGAAAACAAAUCUAUUAGGAGAAAAGUCAAGUUUUAGGCAGACAUUUUAAAAUGGGAGAAGGAUGGUUGCAGUUUUUUUUUAAUGCAACCAUCACACAAAAACACUGACAACCAUCAGAAACAAGCAAUGAGUCAUCACAAUGUGCCAUUAUUAUUAUACUUCUUUGUUACAUUAUCACUUCACACUAUUUUUUGCUUUUAGAUUUACUGAAUUUUUAAAGUUAGGGUAAUUAUGAUAAACCAUUACUAAUGUUCCUCUAAGGCAGUAUAGUAGCUAAAGCAUGUAAUGUUACCAUAUUGCACCACCAGGGUCACGGGUUUGAUCCAGAGCUAAAGUUGUGAACGGUCUGUGUGAAUUUUCACCUCUUCUCCCCUGUUUGUCUGGGUUUUCUCUGGGUUCACUGGUUUCAUCCACUUCCCAAAAUCAUGUUGGUAGGAUUGACUUGGUAGAUUGGUGGCUGUAAAUAGCCUGUGUUUUUACUGAACAGAAAGUACAGAGAUUUUCCAUGUGAAGAAAAUCCAGAUUUUAACGUUUUCAACCUUUUAAAAGCUCAUUACCCCAUCAUUAAUGGAGAAAACGUAAAACAAGUGCAGAAAAUAAUCUAGUGUCACCUAAAGGAGUUACGGUAGUGUAAAUCAGUGGUUUUCAAAGUGGGGGCCACCAGGGGGCGCCCGGGGGGCCUCAACAAUUCAGUCUGCCCAUCUGUCCCACUAGUAGGUUUUCUCUUUCUCACUCUGACAACCACACACACAAUCAAUUCCUAAUGUAAUGUGAUGUAAGAUGUAAUUAUUAAUAAAAAAGGGGGAUAUAUUCAGAAGUCUGUAUUUUUAAUGUGUUUUAAAGACGUUUUGCACAAAGGGGGCCUCGGUCAAAUGUUAAUGCCAUUUGGGGGGCCUUGCCCUGGAAAAGUUUGGGAACCCCCAGUGUAAAUCACAACCCCUAUUAUCAAAGUUACUAUAUUUAGGGGUCCAAGCACCAAAGUCAACUCUGACCUAAUUGUGUUAUAUUGCAGGAAAGUUUGGGAACAGAAAGCUCUAUGGAACAACAAAAAAAGAGAAACACUUGUAAUAUUUAAAUAUUGUUCAUGAAAUAAAUUCAUACUGAGGGGGUCUGUGGAAUAUUUUUUACUCUUAGUCACAGGAAUGUCCCUGGCUACAAAAAAAAAAGUUUAAAGCUCUAAAGACAACAUAUCCUGGGUCUUACUUUGAUAUUAAAGACUCUGUCUCACGCAUACUUUCCCAAAAGAAUGAAGACUGCAAGAAUGAUGUGCACUGCAUAUUAUUGAACAGUAAAAAGCCUAAACAUUAUAUUCUGCAAAUACACUGCUAAUCAGUUUGCUUAAAUGGGAAAACUUUAGCUAUCCUGUCCUAUAUAUGACAAACCAGUAAGUGCAUGAGGGGCUUCCUUCCUAGUCAUUCAAAUCCACAGGCCAUUCCUCAUGAACAGCUGUGUAAACUAUUUUCCUAAAUCCUAACCCACAUAUAUCCACACAAUAUAAAAUAUAUACCUCUGUAUGAGCAGAGAGCAGUGAGACGGUAUGUUGGCAGGGGUUGGUGAUUUUCGCAGUAGGUGCUGGACACCGGGAGUGUAAUUCUCCCUCUUGGAUGUUUUAUUGCUUCUCCAGAACUGUUUAUACCACAGCUCACUCUGCGUGUGGAUCUGCUCCGGUGAGUCAUAGUCACAGUGAAAUACACCAGAUCCUGAAACACACUGGGGUUCAGACAGGAAAUGACCAGUAUAUUACACUUCCAGCCUCAUUACACUGUGUAACUUUUUCUUCCCAGUGUGUAAAUGCUUUUGUGUUAAAAAAAGCUUAAAGUGUGUCAGCAAAUCAUGUGAUUUAUUUAUUUAUUUAUUUAUUUAUUUGUAAUGUUGCUUGGUGAACAUUUUACUUACUGUGUGCGCUAAGGAACGAAGCACAGAGUUGAAAAGUUUAAAAAUGUUUACAAAUUCUUAAUUUAACCCACUUGUAACGGCCUUAGUGCUGAUGUCUGGCUGUAUACACUGUAUUUCAAGGCGUGUUAGUGUUAUUCACAUAAAAUCACAAAGAAUACACAAUGGAGAAUAUGAAGUCUCAAAGCAACAGAGGCUAUAUUCAACAUGAAAUAACACUACACUAACAUAACACUAACACAUUGCCAUGGAACUAUGCUACAUAUAUUGUUAACGAUUAGUUAAAGACUUAAUGGGCAUGUGCAAUUAACAAAAGUAAUACUGUCGAUUCCUGUAAACUAUCCUGUAAAUUCACUUGAUCAUGAUAAGCAGCAGUAGUAGAGGCUUUGUUUGUAGGAUUUCCCCUCCUCUUUUGUUCCCAAAGCUGGAAAAACAAAAAAAACAAAACCACAACCCAGCUCCCCUUUAUGGCCUCAGACUGCAGUCACAAACAUAUUACCUAAAAAGGCCCCGGUCCAUUACUGUGAAUUUAGUUCUACAGGACAUGAAGUGCUUCUGAUUUAGUGCCCUCUGUUGGACUGAUGGUGUAUUACUGAUGCGCCUCUUUAAUUACACCACAGCAGUGUUGAAGUCUUGAAUCUGGUUACUGAAAAGGAGUUUCUUUAACAGCAGCUCUGGUAAUAUUAGGUUUAUAUUAAAGCACUCAUUUUAAUAUGCCAUCGUUUCCAUAGUAACCACUAAUUCACUGGGACUUGUAUGGGGAACACGCUGCCUAAUCUAUUUCUACAAUAAUAAACUGAUUCAUUGAGGAUGUGCUGUUAUCUAGCAACAAUAUAUAUAAAAUCAGUAAAACAUUCUAUAAGGAACUUUUUUAUUUAGCAUUUUUGGAAGGAGUCUCCAGUGUCAGAGCGUUGUAACGGUUGGAGGUAAAUGUGUUCCUUGAUGUUUUCCAGCACAGUGUGAAGGAUGUUGCGUUUUGCAGUUUCUCAGUAACAUGACAAGCUGCUUUUUUUUGGGACUUGUUAACUUUAUCUUAUUAAAAAGAGAGGCUGGUGAGUGAACAACUGUUUAUUGCAUCUAUAACACAUGAUAAAUGGGUAGUUCACUGAAAAAUGAAAGUUCUGUCAUCAAUUAUUCACUCUUAUGUCGUUCCAAACCCAUAAGACUUUUGUUCAUUUUCGGAACACAAAUGAAGACAUUUGAAUGAAAUCUGGGAGAUUUAUGUCCCUCUGUUUACAGUCCAAUUAAGCAAAACUUUCAAUCUCUUAAAAGAUCAUAAAGGCAUUGCAAAAGUAAUCCAUGUGACUCCAGUGGUUCGAUCCCAAUUUUAUGAAGUGACACGGAAGUUUUGUGUGCACAAAGCAACUAAAAUUAUGGCUUUAUUCACGAAAUAUCUUCACUUCUGCAUAGACCUCUGACGCGCGUUUACGAGAGAAUAAAUCUACCAUGGUUUGAGGUGAGUAUGUGAAGAUUUAUACAUCCUGCAUGUUUGCACAAUUAUAAACUGAAGGCUUCUCUUACUGGUUAGCUACAUUAGCAUCAUAGCUUCAGUGCAAAUCUGAAAAGAUGCUAAUUUCAGACUCUGACUUGAUUGAAAUUGGCGCUAAACGUGGAAAUAUGUUUUAAAUAAAAGGCAGCAUGUUCGAUUGAUCAUGGUAAAUUCAUUUCACAUUGCACAAUGACUGUGCUUAUUAAAUAUAAACUGGAUCAAGGACUUAUGACCACCAGAUGGCAGUGUUUUCAAACUUUAAAUCCUGCCAGUGCUGAUCUUAUAGUAUUGUGUAAUACUGUGUUUUAUUUUAGUGAUUUCCUGAUGAGCUGAUGAGUUGAAGCUGAGGUGUGUUAGAGCAGAAAAACACUAAUUAAUGGAGUGCAGGUGGGGUAAAAGAGCAGAAUCUUCCAGGUUCUUCGGUCCCUCCAGGAUUUUGCGAUUUUUGCGAUCACAAAAAUGAA